AUGGCUGGCGCGCAGUACUCGACGGCGUCGUACAUCACCCACGUCAUGCAGGGACUCUCGAGCAGCUACAACCUUCUCAAGCGGCUGUCAAUGGCGCCGAGCACGAGGACGACGCUCAACGAGGACAACUUGACCUCGUACAUCCUGCAGGACGAGGCGAUGCAGGAGGCAGAGCGGUCACAGGAGCUCUUGGCACAGGCGAACCUCGUCGCCCCGGCGAAGCAAGGAAGUCGACCGGGGCAGCGCGGACAGUCUGGCGGCGGUGGUAGCAGUGGCUGGAAGCCGGCCAAGGAAGUCGACAAGAAGAAGUCGACCAAGGACAGCGGUCGAGGAGGAGGAGGUCGACGUCGGGAGUGCUGGCUGUGCGGCGACCCCGACCACCUCUCCUUCGAGUGCCCCGACCGCAGUGACUCCGACGACGACGACGCCAAGGGAGGCCGCGGGAGGUCUGGCAGCCGUCGUCCUCGUCGAGGAGGAAACAAGCCGCGCAAGGAGAAGCAGUCGACCAAGUCGACCUCGGCGAAGGACGCCGACUCCUCUGCUGGCGGCAAGGCGCGGGAUGACAAGACGGCGUCGUGCUCGCUGGUCGGCGUUGUGGAGCCGACCGUCUCGCUGGCGCCGGAGGCUGGCGAGGACUUCCAGGCGGUGGCGGCAGCUGUGCAGGCGAACCCGGCGGUGGUCCUGCUCGACAGCGGCUGCUCCCACCACCUGAUGGGGACGAAGGAAGCCUUCGUCGACUUGCAGCCGAGGGGCUCCAUCAAGCACGUGCGCGGCUUCAAUGGGGCGCUGCAAGACGUCCAGGGUCGCGGCACCGUCACCCUGCAAGGGGAGGCUGGGAAGAAGGUGCUCAUCCCCGACGUGCUGUAUGUCCCGGGUGUGCGGGCAAACCUGCUAUCGUCUGGCCAGCUGAAGGAGCACGGCGUGAAGCUGCAGGAGGACGGCGACGGGAUGCUGCUCGUCUCGGCAGCAGGAGAGGUACUCGGUCGGGCGACGUACUCCGGGCGUGUCCUGUGCACCGACAUGCGUCCCUACUCAACGAGGUCGACGUCGCCCACGCCGGAGGUUGUGGCCCUGCGGGCGAUCGUCUCGAAGACGAAGUCGACGCCGGACAGGAUGCAUGCGAGGCUUGCACACGUCGGCAUGGACACCAUACGGAGCUCGGCAAAGCACGAGGUCGCCACUGGGCUGGACCUCAAGUCGGCGACGGGCGCCGACUCACCGUGUGUCUCGUGUGUUGGCGGGAAGCUGGCGCGGCACACCUUCCCCGACCAAGGCUUCGAAGCCAACGACGUGCUGGCCGUCGUCCACAUCGACCUGUGCGGGCCGUUCCGCGUGGCUGCCAAGGACGGCAGCCUGUACUUCUUGCUGCUGAAGGAUCGGAAGACCCGCUUUGUGUGGGUGAGGCCGGUCGCCAAGAAGUCGGAUGUGCUGCUGGAGUUCCAGAAGUGGCUGGUGUUGGUGGAGAGGCAGACGAAGAAGUCGGUGCUCAUGCUUCGCUCCGACCGGGGAGGGGAGUUCCUCGGGAAGCAGUUCACCGACUUCGUGGAUGGCAAGGGGAUCGUCCACGACCUUACCUGCCCGUACACCCCGCAGCAGAAUGGCAUGGCGGAGCGGGAGAUGAGGACGGUGGUGGAGUCGGUGCGGACGAUGCUGCUGCACAUGGGCGUCCAGCACCACUGGUGGCACCUCGCUUUGCGGCACGCUGUCUGGGUCCGCAACUGCCUGGAGAGGUCGGCGACGCCGGGGACGACACCGUACCAGUUGCUCACCGGGAAGAAGCCCGACUUGUCGCUGGCGCGCGUGUGGGGCUGCAUGGCGCAGUUCCUCGUCCCCGAGCAGCAGCGUGGUGGGAAGCUGAAGCCGAAGGCCAAGUGGGGCCUUCACCUUGGCGUGUCGGAGGCGAGCAAGGGCUGGGAGCUCCUCGACAUCGCUGACAACCGGGUGGUCACCACGUCGGACGUGGUGUUCUACGAGGACAUGUCGCUGGAGGUGUGGAAGUCGGAGCACGGGCCGGUGUCAGGACGGACACCGACCACCCUGCCAACUGACACCUCGCAGGCGACGCUGCCUCUGCUCGCGGAGGUCGGUGAGCUCGCUGCUGGGGACAUCGAGGUCGACCAUCCUCCUUCCCCUCCUCCCACGACCCCUGUUUCUCCCCUCGUGGCCAACCUGCGUGAACUGACUCCGAUGUCGGCCUCCGGCGAUGAGGGGAGUAGUGGGACGUCGCCUGCGGCCAAGAGCAUCGCCGGUGGCCGACGUGACGAGCGGCAAGCCGACGUGGGAGUGCAGGUUGAGGAGGAGCAGGUCGAGCAGGUCGAGGAGGAGCAGCCGGCAGGGGAGCAGGCAGCAGUGAAACCGACCACGGAGCCGUCGGCAACCGGGCGGUCGGCAGGGGAGCCGACCACAGGGGAGGAGUCGGCCAGGAAGUCGACUGAGCUGCAGCAGGACGACGAGGGGGAGGACGCCGAGGAGCCACCCGAUUUCUUCGUCUUCGCUGCCUUCACCAUGGUGUACGAUGUGGACGACGACGACCUGGCGUACGACGACGCCGAGGAGGAUGAGGAGUUUCCGGAGCUCGACCCCGACAUGCAUGCCGACCCUAAGCACCGCUGGGACAUCUCGACGAUGACGGUGAAGGAGGCCUUGGCGAGCUGGAAGGGCCCGGCGGUGAAGGCCGCCAUGGAGGAGGAGAUCCGCAGCCUCAUCAACAUGGGCACUUGGGAGCUGGUCGAGCGCCCACCUGGAGUGAACAUCAUGAAGAACCGGUGGGUGUUGACGACGAAGUACCGCAUCGACGACACCGUCGAGCGCGAGAAGGCGAGGCUGGUCGUGAAGGGCUUCACGCAGGUGUAUGGCGCCGACUACGACGAGACGUACGCGCCGGUGAGCAGCUACGUCACGCUGCGGAUCUUCCUCAGCAUCGUCGCCGUCCUCGACCUCAACCUGAUGCAGCUCGACAUGAAGAACGCCUUCCUGCAGAGCAAGCUCGACCGGGUGCUUUACAUGUACCAGCCGGACUACUUCAAUGACGGGACCGGCCGGGUGUGCAAGCUGCUGAAGAGCCUCUACGGGCUGAAGCAGUCGCCGCUGUUGUGGUACAAGGCGCUCAACGACGUGCUGGUAGGCGCUGGGUGGAAGAAGAGCCAGGUCGACGAGGCUCUGUACUUCAAAGUCGGCGUCGACGAGGGUGCCUGCUGGGUGCUGGUCUACGUCGACGACCUGCUCGCCGCCAGCAGCAGCACCGCGAUGUUGAAGGAGCUGAAGGAGCUGCUGGAGGCCGCCUUCGAGCUGCGCGAGAUCUCGCCGGUGCAGAAGUACCUCGGGCUGGAGAUCGUGCGUGACAGGUCGGCGAGGAAGCUGUGGCUGCACCAGCAAGGCUACGCCGACAAGCUGCGUAGGCGCUUCAUCGACGAGGAGCAGGGCGGUCGGACUCCAAUGACGCCAGUCUCGGUCGACGCCUACGCCAAGCUCACCUUCGACGACGAGGGGGCUCAGGAGCGUCAGGAGGAGGAGUACCGGCAGAAGGUCGGCUCGCUGCAGUUCGCGGUGACGACGACGAGGCCGGACAUCGCCUUCGCCUGCAGCAAGCUGGGGAGCGGCCUCACGUCGCUGGAGCUAGUCGCCUACGUGGACGCCGACGACGCCGGUGACAAGCAGAGCCGGACGAGCACGGGCGGCUAUGUGUUCGUCUACGGAGGGGCCGCGUACGUGGCGGCCGUCGAAGCCGGCAAGGAGGGACGCCAACUUCGCUUCCUCCUGGCAGAGUUCCGGCAGCUGGACGCCGGAAGGCCGACCGUCCUGAGGGUGGACAACAAGUCGGCCAUCACGGUCGCCGAGGGCAUGGGGUUGACAGGCAACCUCAAGCACAUGGAGCGGCGACAGGCUUGGCUGCAGCACAUGGUGAAGCGGGGGAAGUUUUCGCUGCAGUACAUUCCGACCGCUGAGCAGCCGGCCGACUUCCUGACGAAGGCGCUGCACUAUCCGGCCUUCAACCGGUGCUCCGUCGCAAUCGGCCAGGUGCGCUUGGACGACGUGGGCGAUGGUGACGAUGACGACGUGCAGCAGUAG
Molecule: messenger RNA, 4068 nt
Organism: Closterium sp. Yama58-4
Lineage: Eukaryota; Viridiplantae; Streptophyta; Zygnematophyceae; Desmidiales; Closteriaceae
Source: the annotation of a GenBank genome assembly